Oreochromis aureus is the source of this 1092-nucleotide messenger RNA. RefSeq names its product keratin-associated protein 4-3-like. NCBI's taxonomy places the organism in Eukaryota, Metazoa, Chordata, Actinopteri, Cichliformes, Cichlidae. The transcript is spliced from 2 exons. The record is from RefSeq and is a predicted model, not a curated record.
AUGGUUCUCGCAGAAAGGGGCGGAGUCUGUGCUAUGUUUGGCGACAUGUGCUGUACUUUCAUCCCAAACAAUACUGCCCCAGAUGGCUCAGUUACUCGAGCGCUGGAGGGCCUUAAAACUCUGUCCAGGACCAUGCAUGAAGACUCAGGGAUUGAGAAUCCCUUUGAGGGUUGGCUGACAUCCGUGUUCGGGCAGUGGAAAGGUUGUUGCCGUGUCCCUCCCUGCUGCAGUUGUUGCUGUGUCAGUUGUUGCUAUGUCCCGCUCUGCUGCAGUUGUUGCCGUGUCCCCUCCUGCUGCAGUUGUUGCCGUGUCCCCUCCUGCUGCAAUUGUUGCUGUGUCAGUUGUUGCUAUGUCCCGCUCUGCUGCAGUUGUUGCCGUGUCCCCUCCUGCUGAAGUUGUUGCUGUGUCAGUUGUUGCUAUGUCCCGCUCUGCUGCAGUUGUUGCCGUGUCCCCUCCUGCUGCAAUUGUUGCUGUGUCAGUUGUUGCUAUGUCCCGCUCUGCUGCAGUUGUUGCCGUGUCCCCUCCUGCUGCAGUUGUUGCCGUGUCCCCUCCUGCUGCAAUUGUUGCUGUGUCAGUUGUUGCUAUGUCCCGCUCUGCUGCAGUUGUUGCCGUGUCCCCUCCUGCUGCAAUUGUUGCUGUGUCAGUUGUUGCUAUGUCCCGCUCUGCUGCAGUUGUUGCCGUGUCCCCUCCUGCUGCAGUUGUUGCCGUGUCCCCUCCUGCUGCAGUUGUUGCUGUGUCAGUUAUGCCUUUCAAUUGUUCCUGUUGUUGUUUAGAAAGUUUGGGGAUUUUUGACGUUACAAUCAUGUCUGCAGCAGCAUUUCUAAGAGUUUUUAUCCAUUUAUCUUGAUCUUGUUGAUCUUGAGUUUCUGUCCCUGAAGCGUUCGCAUUUUGCUUUGCAUUUGCACUUAUUUUUGAUAUGAUGUCAUUGUUCAACUCUUCUUUUAUUUCUUCUCUUAAAAUCUUUUUCAAUACCUUUUCUCCUUGUUCCAAGAUCACCAUGUCAUAACCGGCUCUUUUACUACAACAGCAAUCACAGCAAUAACAAAGUGACAUCACUGCCACUAUAAAAAUGAUAACAAGGAGCACAGAGAA